AUGGGAAACGGUGCAAAGGCGGCUCAGAAGCGCGAGCGGAACGCUGCUAAGGCAGGGGGCCCUGCAAAAAGCCAGCUCAAGACCAACCAGGCGUCUAUGAGCAUUGUCUGCCAGACGUGCAAACAGGCAUUCAUGCUUACCACUCGUGCACCAGCGCUCGAAGAGCACGCGAAGAGCAAACACACAAAGACACUGGCCGAGUGCUUCCCAACCUUUGGGCAGUGA
Molecule: messenger RNA, 225 nt
Organism: Rhodofomes roseus
Lineage: Eukaryota; Fungi; Basidiomycota; Agaricomycetes; Polyporales; Fomitopsidaceae
Product: At2g23090 like protein
Exons: 4
Coding region: 1-225 (74 amino acids)
Source: RefSeq, a predicted model, not a curated record